AUGGCUGCGUAUCACCGUUUUAAAGCUAGUCAGCGCCAACAGACGCACUUGAUCUCCGGCGCUAGUAACGAUUCAACAUCCCAGAAGACUCUGUUCCGUUAUGUGGAGUCCGGAGACCGGUCCUCUGGGGGUGGAAAAACAACUACGGACAAGGGCCCUAUCCUGUAUUCUCAAGACACCACUCGACGUCCUCAGUUCUCCUUCGGCAGUCCCAGUACGUCAACCGAUCGUCAGGCUUCCUCGUCACCACCUGUGAUUAUAUCUCACAUAAAGGCUACGCCAUUCAAAUUCGGAGCUCCUGCCGUGCCCCAAACAACCGCAUCUGCAGUACCAAACUUUUCUUUCGGUGCCGACAGUGCGUCUACAGCUUCGUCAGUCACCUCCCAGUCCCCUGCAUUCAGUUUCUCUGCCUUUCCGACUACCUCUACGCCCGUGCUAAAUAAACCUAUUACGGAAAGUAAGUCGGGCAAUCCCAUCGUAUCCGCGUCCGCUAACUUUACUCUUGGUUUUAAGUCGGCUAAUUUCUCUGUUGUAAAGCCAUCCACCUCCCUGGCAUACGGAUUAUCACCUAAGCCAGUGGACUCGGCCGUGAACACUUCAGCUGGUUCGGCAUCAAACGGGACCCAACCUGCCUUGCCAGCAUCUAAUUCAUUGUUUGGACAAAUCAAAUUUGGAAGUACUUCGUCUGCGCCCGCGAGUAACCUGAACGGAAUUCCAUCUACAUCCAACUCAGCGAACUCCGUGGCACCUACGUUCGUUUUUGGUGCUACAAUGAAAGAGAACGUUACGCCGCCAAUUGGAUUAAAUUCUCAAACAGGUACUCUCUUCGCGAAACCGCCCAGCGCAGCCUCUACUCCAGCAACUAAUCAGCCGACUGCACCCUUUAAGUUUGGUGACGCCAACCAACCUGCUGCACCCUUCAAGUUUGGUGACGCCAACCAACCUGCACCCUUCAAGUCUGGGGACGCGAACCAGCCUGCACCCUUUUUGUUCAAUGCCUCAAGUAACAGGAGCACUGGAGGAGCAGUCUUUUCUAAUCCUCCUGAACCCUGUCUUAUCGAACCAUGUUACAUAUUUUAUCCCUGGAAAAAAACUGUAGGAGAAAUUGUUCCGCCCGACUGCUGUUUCAAAAUUUUAUUAGACAACUGUUCUCCGACUCUGGUUUUGUACGGAUUGGGUGGCCUCCCAGACUUCGGAGUUGCACUUAUUGGCUUCUGA
This is a messenger RNA of Dibothriocephalus latus, 1218 nucleotides long. The record is from the annotation of a GenBank genome assembly. NCBI's taxonomy places the organism in Eukaryota, Metazoa, Platyhelminthes, Cestoda, Diphyllobothriidea, Diphyllobothriidae.